AUGGAUGCGGAGUUACUGAAGCGUGAAUCUGACGAGAGGCGACCUCCCGUGGUGGUGCGGAGGCGCUCCACGGGGUCUCAACGCCCCAUCCCGGGAGUGAACGUGCACCUGCUGUGGGUGGACUUCACGGGGGAGGUGCCGCCAUGGGCCGUGUCAAUCUGGAACGACUACAUCGGCAAGACGGUCUACGUGUGCCGGGUCUACUUCUCCAAUCGCUCGGGCUCUGGGUACCACAUCAAGGGGAAGAGCGUGUGCUUGUGGCCGUAUGGCGAGAAGGAGUUGGCGGAGACGACCUUCGAGAUCCUCACCAAUGACAACGACCUCGAGAUUCUGGAGUGGCGCAGGGACUCGUACGGACAGGUGCCUUCCAACGCGCUCGCCACCUUCCCCGGCCUCCACAUCGGCCGCAACAGGUACGGCCUGGGCAAGGUGUGCGUGGAAAACCAGGCGUUCUUUGUAUCGUGCAAUGGCUACGAGUACUGGUACAAGAGGUACGAGGUGCUCACCAUGAGCACGCAGCAGUUCUCGCAGAGCAUUACCGACGUGCACUACGACGUCGCCAGCGCCAAGGUUCGCAGCUCGCGGCCGCAGUCCAUUCAGACGGUAACCACGGAGAACCUGAGCUGCGAGAAGGUCACCAAGACGGCCGAGCUCGCCACGUCGCUGAGCCGCCAAAUGGACUGGCGCCUCGAAAGCAGCAUGACGUUCGGAGAGGAAACGUCCAUCACGGCCGGCAUCCCCGACGCCUCCAGCAUGUCGUUGACGGUGACGGCCGAGACGACGCACACGAUCAGCGAGGGCAAGUCCGUGAGCGAGACCAUCAAAUUCCAUAACUCGGUGACCAUCCCCGUGCCAUCCCUGCACCGCUGCACCGCGAGCAUCGUGGGAGUCCAAAGCGAGGUGUCGGUGCCGUACAGCGCCACCGUCACCAGGGUCUACGAGACGGGCGCUAGGCGUGGCGGGCCCAUCGCGGGCAUCUACUACGGGGUCACGUGGUCUGACGUGAAGAUCGUGGUGAGCAGGUGCGAUCUCAUUGCCGACGCCAAGCCCUGCUGA
Messenger RNA from Lethenteron reissneri (Far Eastern brook lamprey), 1056 nucleotides. RefSeq names its product natterin-3-like. The record is from RefSeq and is a predicted model, not a curated record. NCBI's taxonomy places the organism in Eukaryota, Metazoa, Chordata, Hyperoartia, Petromyzontiformes, Petromyzontidae.